AUGUAUUCUGGUUAUGAUAUCAAUGAUUUGGAUGAGUUGGAUUAUAGUGGGGAUACGGACUCGGUGUCGUUACUCUACAAGGACGCAGCAGCUGUUGUGGAUAAAGUCAUAUUGCAUGGUGUUGGCCUUAGGGAAGCUUUCUACAAGUCUAAGCUGAAAAUGUGCAAAACGGUCAAGUCCAGGGCCGGUAUGCGGAUCCUGAUCCACGCGUGA
Perkinsus marinus ATCC 50983 is the source of this 213-nucleotide messenger RNA. RefSeq lists its product as hypothetical. Lineage: Eukaryota; Perkinsozoa; Perkinsida; Perkinsidae. The transcript is spliced from 3 exons. The record is from RefSeq and is a predicted model, not a curated record. Bases 1 to 213 code for a protein of 70 amino acids.